This is a messenger RNA of Olea europaea var. sylvestris, 1035 nucleotides long. RefSeq lists its product as uncharacterized. Lineage: Eukaryota; Viridiplantae; Streptophyta; Magnoliopsida; Lamiales; Oleaceae. The transcript has a single exon. The record is from RefSeq and is a predicted model, not a curated record. Bases 160 to 801 code for a protein of 213 amino acids.
GCCCUUUCACCCCCCAUCUGUCUCUCUACAAACAUCAAUACUUCAUCAACCCCCUUCAAAUUCGGGUCUCAGCCUCGUUUUAUCAGUAACCAAGAACUAUUCUCUCUCUCGCUCUAAAAGUCAGUCUUUCUCUUUCUGGUUGUAAUAGUAUAAUCAGUCAUGAAGAAGCUGUACAAGAAAGGCACAGUUCAUCCAACGCCGCCGUUGCUUCCAGACCAGCUGCUGUCAUUUUUGCCGGCGACAAUCUUAACUUUAACGGUGGCUCUGUCACCGGAAGACAAAGAGGUUUUGGCAUAUCUUAUCUCUUGCUCUUCUUCUACUAACUUUUCAAACAAUCAUCGUAAAGCCACUGCCGCCGCUGGCACCACCUCUUCUGGUGGUGCAAAGGGGGAUGCUGACCACCCAACUUCUUUCAACUGCUACUGCUUCCGGUGCUACAUGAGCUACUGGGCCAAGUGGGAUUCUUCACCAAAUCGUGAACUGAUACACGAGGUAAUAGAUGCUUUUGAAGAUAGUCUUUUGAUGCAAAACAAGAAAGAUAAAAGCAAGAGGGAAAGGAGGAAGGGUAAAAGUGGCAGAGGGAGUAGUCAAGGCUCCGAGGAGUUGAAAAAGUCUGAGUUGAGUUUGAUUAAGAACGAUUUUGUCGAGUCAAACUCGGCCUCGGAAGGCACUAGUGCUGGCGGCGCUGAGACUGGUGACGUCGAGGAGGAGGAUGAUAGGACGGAGGAAGAACUGGAGAAGGGUUCAGUGGGAAAAUUUGUGAGUUUUCUUGGAGAGAAGAUUUGGGGUGUUUGGAGUUGAAAAGGUUGGUUUAAUCCUCUUUUGGUUAUAAAAUCCAAAGAAUUUUAAUUUUUGGAGCAUUUCUCUUUUGCUGUCUGUUUACUAUACAAUGUAAAUUAUGGGUGGUUAAUGUCCUUUCCUUAAUUUCUCCAUUUCAGAGUAAAUUCUUGCUGCCUAUUUUCUUUGAGCUUAAUUAUCUUUUAGUGGGAAUUGCAUAAGUUUAUUGCAAUAGUUUAUGAAAUAUCAAUUCAAUCU